Erinaceus europaeus (western European hedgehog) is the source of this 2164-nucleotide messenger RNA. RefSeq names its product shieldin complex subunit 3 (gene SHLD3). NCBI's taxonomy places the organism in Eukaryota, Metazoa, Chordata, Mammalia, Eulipotyphla, Erinaceidae. Gene Ontology annotation, biological process: negative regulation of double-strand break repair via homologous recombination; positive regulation of isotype switching; positive regulation of double-strand break repair via nonhomologous end joining. The transcript is spliced from 2 exons. The record is from RefSeq and is a predicted model, not a curated record. Bases 234 to 983 code for a protein of 249 amino acids.
GCUUCUGUUUUCUUCAGGCCUGGAUUGAACUUCUUCAGCUUCCGUAGGCGGCGGGUCCUAAGUGCCGGGCAAAAUGGAAGUGAAUCCCCCCAAACAGGAGCACCUGCUGGCCCUGAAAGGUCCUGCUCUCUCUGGUUUUGCAAGACAGUCUUGUAAUUAUAAGUUGCAUUCUAGCUCCUAGGAGCUCAGCUAAGACAUUUCCUCUUCAUUACAAAUAACUGAAUUACUGCAGAAUGACUACAGAAGUAAUAGUACACUAUCGACCGUAUGAGAGCGAUCCCAUACAACUGUCCACAAUUGCAGAGAAAAUAAUUCAAGACUUCCCUGUACGUCCACUAUCAAGAUUUAUUCCUUGGUUUCCACAUGAGGGGUCCAAACUUCCACUUAAACCUAAAAGAUUACCACCUAUGAUUUCACCAGCUGAAGAUAUAAAACCAUACUUACCCAGUUCAGAACAAGUUGUUAAAUCACAUAGUUAUGAUUGCACUGUAGACUUACUGGAGUUUCAACCUAAUUUGAAAAAAAGGAAGCACUUAGUCCGGUCACACACAUUAAAUGAACAGACUGCUUCAGGAAAUCUGGAUAAGCAUUCAGAAAAAGAGAAAUGCCACAAGAAGAGAUCUUGGAGUGUUUCACGUCCCAGAAGUAAUUCUACUGAAAUUAUUUUUCCUUUGUCUAAAAAGUUGCGAGACAGCUUAAGGAAAUUAAAUGUGCAUUCGCUGCAUAGAGCAAGAUGGACAAUCGAGCACACUGUAUGUAACAACCAGACUCUGGAAGACAUCUGGGCAAAACUAAGUAGAAUUAUCAGGCAUAAUGAACUUCCAUCUUGUAAUGCUACAAUUCAGAGACAUGUAGGCCAAAUAUGGGUAUUCUGUGAUAUUAUGUACUGUGAACAUGUGGGGAAUCUUCUUAAAGAAAGGUUAACUCUUACUGGAAAAAUUAAUUUAUUUGUGCAUAAGUAUGGCAUUGUUUUUAGUAUGUAAUGAAUUCUUGUCAAGAAGAUGAUUCUGAAUGAACUGAAUAUGAACUGAAAUAAUAAGAUACCGGUUUAUAUAUUUUAAUGACUUAGUAAAUGUGCACCUUCACUCUUACAGUGAAGCCUACUACUCAUUCUUAACGUUGUGAAAAACAAUUUUAUGGUAAUAUGUGUACAGUUUAUAUUACAGAAGGUAAAUAACAGGUCAAUUCCAAUGUUUGUCAGCUAAGCUGACUUUAUGCAUUCUGUUUUUUUUUUUCCUAAGUGAGCUUCUUUAAAAUGAAUUGUAAUAAAUUACUACUGAUAUUGAAUGUAGAGAUAAAAUGUUCUGUUCUGUAAAAUUUUCCAAUGGUUGUAUUAGACAUUUCUGUGAAUUGUAAUGAUGAGUUUGGACUUUAGUAAAUCCUCACAAUAUAAUUUUAUUAUAUAUUUUUCUUUAUGCACUGGAAGUGUAAUGAUCUUAAAGUGGGGGAGCUGAGGGGGUUGGAGGGGAGAUAACACCUGAAAAGGCACCUUCUUUGCCACUUACAAGAUCAUCCAGGAUUGAACCCAGCCCCCAGCACACUGGAGGAAGCUUCUACAGUGUAUGGAACUCUCUUUCCCUAUCUGAAAAAGUCAGCUAGAGGAGUGAAGCCUUGGCAAUAGCAAUAAAUAAAUAAAUCACAGAGUAUGAAGUCCAAAUUGGGCGAACAACUCAGACUCUGCUGUUUCCAAAGACUUGUAAUAGACAGUAAUGUAUGUAGUGUUUAGAAACACGGGUACAAAAAAAAAAUUGCAUCAGACUUAUCUUUAAGGAAGGGUCAGAUAUGAAUAAGUGAUCCAAGUUCUGGGAUUAAGACAUAGCUCACCAGGAAGGGCACAUGUCUUAACACACCUCGACCAGUUUUGAUCCCUGUUUCCAUGUGAUAGGCACUAUGGCACCUGGGAAGCUCUAGUCUGUAGUGUCUCUUCCUCUCUGCCCGUUUGUCUCGGUGAAAAAAUGAAUCCAGAGUGAAUUUGCACAUGUGCAGGACCCCAGCUACAUUAAAAGGGAACAGGAAAAUAGUUCAACUAUUUGACAUGGGACUUGAGUGACUGAAGCUUCCAUUUGAUCCCUAGCCCUGCCUGUACCAGAAUGGUGCUCUGGCUUCUUCAUGUGAAUCUACCUCAGAAGAAAUAUGUUUAAAAAUAAAUCUUUUUUAAAAAGAG